UUUAGAAGAGAACGGAGAAAAUGAAACAAAUGACAUAGAAGAAGAAACUUGUGAGAGAGUCGAAGAAGAUGUUACGUUAAGGAUAUAACAAUAAAAUUAUUACCUUCAUUGGAAUCCUUCCCUUUCACUUCAUUAUAAUUAUCUUUCUAUCUAUUACAAAAUUAUUACAAACAAAUAAAGUUGAUUUUUCAUAUUCUGGUUUUUGAAUAGACAGACUGUUACUUUCUCAUUUAUAUGUAUUAAUCAAACUUAUGUACCAUAUCUUAUAAUAAUGGAAAUAACAUUGAAUGCAAUUUCUAUUUUCAUUCAACAUACCAUUAUCCACACCAUGCGAUGUUUCUGUUGUUAUGCGUACAUCACUAGCAUCAUGACGUCAUCGAUUGUGUUGCAAUCAAAGGCAGCUUUAUCCAUAUUUGUCAGAAUCAAAGACAGCUAAAUCCAAUAGUUGGUAUCAAACACAGCUAUGUCCAACACAAAUUAUUUAAAAUAGCCCAUAAAUCCCCCUCUUACAAGAUACUUUUGUUGGUACACCUAUUUAUUUUGUACUAGAGCAUCCUGUCAAACAAUCAUGUUUACGGUGUUGCCAAAUAAAAAUAAAAUAACAGUUUUUUUCGAUUUGUGGAAAAUAAUUUCAUAUGGAUUUAGCUGCCUUUGAUACUAUACCCCUCACUUGGUUAAUUAAGUACCUUUAACGACAUUUAGUACCUACCUAUAGGUAAGUUAGGGUACACACAUAAAGUAAGAAUAAACAUUUUAGGUAAAGAAGGUAGAUCUAGUACCGUAGUUUGGGGCAUGGUGGUUUUCCCUGCUAAGCAGAUAUUGACAUUGUGUCACUUAAAAUAAAGUCGCAAAUACUUCGGUCGUAGGUCGGACUUAUCGGAGUUAUUUUCGACUUUAUUUCAAAGACAGCAAUGUUGAUAUUUGCAUGCCUGUAAAACUGUGCUAUCCAUUUUUCGUCUGGUUUGAAUUUACCCUUACAAAAUAAUAUAAAAAGUGUUUUAUUCUUUUAAUCUAAAUUCUCUUACCAACUCUUGCGUCGCCAAACUCACGUGUCGCGAGAACUGAAAAGGAAUGUACCUACAAUAUAUUUUUUUUACAUAAAGGAUACGACAACCUUGUUUUAUUUCAUUUAGUUGGUUUUAAUAUUUUUUCUAUGUUUAUUCAUGGGCCAAAUUUCAUCCAAAUCUGAUAUGCGCUUAAAUAUGCUUGAACUUAAUAAAAAAUUUUAACAAAUAAAAAUACUUUCGUAUUUAUUAUAUAUAAAACAGGUUAUCUUUGAACUGUGAUGUGUGAUAUCUUUGGAUUUGCUUGGAAUAUCAAAAUUAAAUAAACUUGGUAAUCAAAGUGCGUUUUAUUUUCUUAAUCAAUUAUUUGUUGGUUAUAUUUGAAAAAGACUAUUGAUCCUUCAUUAUAAAGUUUUGCGUAGAAGUGUUGCCACGCAAAUAGGUUCCUGAAGAUCGUGGUAAGAUGAACGGGGAAGCCUUUACCUGUUAAUAGAAGAGUAAUGGCUAGAAACAUAAUACAUUGAUAAAGUUAAUAUAAUUCCAUCUUCAUCCGAAGAUAUCACAAUUCAAUGUAAACUACGCUGAUUUUAUAGGGGCAGAUUUAUUAUUAGUUACGACAACUUUUUGUUUAGAUGCUAAAGCAUCUACCUAUAAGUAUUUAAAUGGAUUUUUCAUGUUUUGUUUAAGGAGGAAAGCAUUCAAAAGGAAAGUUUUCGUUUACCAUCCAAAUGUAAAGAAUAUGAAGAAAUUCCAAUUAACCAGCGGCAGCCUAAUUUAAAAAGCGAUGAUACAUCUACAAUUAUAACUUAUGACGACUUGCCACUAGUAAACGAGAAACAUUAUAAAAGCUCUUUCGAGCGAACGACUGAAUUUUCAAAUAUGCAAUUGGACAAUCAAAAACUUUAUGAAGACAUGGACAUUUCUGCAGCAGUUCCUAAUCUUGAAAACCAAAAUGACCUAGAUGAAAUAACUAAAGAUAAAAAUUACUUACCACCGUCGCAUUUAACUCCCGAUUUUGCAGAAAUGAGAAAUGUUACACCUACGAGUUUAUCAAACGAAAAUUUUAAUUGCCAAUACGUAAAUAAUAGUGAUUACUUACCCCAUGCAAAUGAGAAAUUUACGAUACCAUGUGUAGAAGAACACAAUCACUCCAAUUUACAACUCGAUGAAGAUAGAUUUACGGACGACGAAGAAAUUUCAGCUGCAGCAGCAGUUAGUUAUUUGGAAAAUAUUUCUGAAAACCCAAGUUAUCAAUCGAAUGAACUAAGUGAUAAUCAAAUUAUUGAGCCUCCACCUGCAAAAAAGAAACGUGUUAAAGAUUCCAGAGCUAGGCUAAUAAUUAGCAAAGAAGAUCAUCCCAUGGGUAUUGCUUGUUCAGCUAAAUGCACAAGGAAGUGUACAGCAAAUAUUACUGAAGAACAACGGCAAACAAUAUGGGAUAGCUACUGGGAUAUGGAUAUACAAAGAAGAAGAGAUUUUAUUUCGAGAAAUGUAGAAAAUAAUAAAAUUGCUAUACGGUAUUCAAACUCUACCAAAAGAAACCAUACCUAUAUAUACAGAUUACUAAAUCACCGUGUUUGUAAAACUAUGUUCCUGAGGACUUUAGGCUACACUAACGAUCAAGCAGUGCUAGCUGUAUUGAAAGCAAAUUUCAAAUUUUCUAAAACUCCUGAUUCAGCAAAAGCAUCAUCAGCUCCAGAUUUAAGACGUCGACAUAAACCAAAACAUUCUUUUACUGAUGAAUAUAGAGGUAUAAAAGAGAUAGACGACUUUAUCGAACUAUUCCACCCGACUACAUCUCAUUACAGAUUAGAGCAUGCACCCAACCGACGAUAUUUACCCACUGGACUGACACUCUCUCAAAUGUUUCUAUUCCUAAAACACCAUUUGGAAACUAAAAACAAACAGCCAUGUAGCUGGUCUGCAUUUCACAAGAGGAUCAAAAUUAAAAAUAUUUCAACUCAGCAACCCGAACAGGAUAAAUGUCCAAAAUGUGAGGCUCAUGAUGUAGCUCACCCAAAACCUAAGCUGCCCAGAGAUGAAGGCGUCACAGACCAUUUAUGCUCUGAAUGCAAUAGUGAUCUUUGUAUUCAGUAUCCACAGCAUUUGGAUGAUUUCCACCCUUAAAAAAAAAAAAUUAGGUACAAAAUAUGUAUGAGGUAUAAAUAUUUGUGAAACGUUCGUUUUUGUGAUGAGAUCGUUAGUAAGAGAUUUAUAUACCUACCUCUAUUUCUUUGGCACCAAAUGGAUUUGUAAUAUACCUAAGGCACAUUUUAAUUUUUAUUCAUUUUCUGCCUCCAAAUUUUAAAAUUUUAUUUUAUCAGGCUCAUUAAGCUUUCCCCCUUAAAAUCUUUAAGUAAUUAAUACCUACACAUUCAAGCGCGGAAUGUUUCGAAUCGAACAUAAAAGUGAAGCGACGAGUUGCUGUCAAUGUGUGAAACUAUUCAUUUAAAUUACAUGCCGUAAAGGGCAAUAUUGAUCUAUAUUAAACGCACAAUAUAUUAAAAGUACUUUAUUGGAUAAAGCUUAAUGCUAUAUUGCUUAAAAAAAAGCUAUUAUUUCUCGUAAAUAAGUAAAGGUUAAAAAAUGGUUAUUGUGGGUUAUCCCUAAGAGAUAGACAUAUGCCAUCGUGGAAUUUAGUGAUUUCUUUAAUUGCAGACAAAUAUGCGGAAAUCUCGGAUCAACAAAAUAAUGCAGCGAGCCACUGACACUUUUGACAAGUUUUGAACCCUCAAAUGAAGGGCCAAGUAAAUUACAAGAAUAUGAUGAAGUUAUUGAUGCAAGGGUUAUAAAUACAGAAUCUCGGGUAGAUAGUGAUGAUUGGCUAUUAUGCAAGGAAACAAUUCUUGAUUUUAUGGAUUCGGAUGAUUCGGUGAAAGACAAAGAUUACGUUCACGAAGGACUUGAUGAAAGUUUAUAUGCAUCUUCAUCAGAAGAUAUACCACUAUCGAAAAAAAACAAAUAAGAAGAAAAGUAAAAAAGAAGUAUGUAAGCAAACGAAGUUACCAGCAACACAAAGUAUUAUUACUACUGUGGCAGAAAUACAUUUGGUUUCAGAAGAUAAUACAGGUAAUCAGCAAGCGAUUACGCUACGAGAAAAAGUUAACCAAGAUCAAAACAUUAUACCUUUACAAGAAGAACACAUUGAAACGGAAGCGAAUAAAUUAGACGACAAUUUAUUAAAGAAUCGUGAAGAAAAUCAAGAUGUCAUAAAGCAGAAGAUUUUUGUUGUUGAUCCUGAAGGAGUGAUUACAGUACAAGAAAUCGAUAAAAUAAUAUGACACCACCAUUACUAAUAACGACUAUGAAAUGUCACUAACUAAGAAAGGGACAGCUAGAAAACAAUCAAAAGUAAACCAAAAAAAUCUGCAAUUUAAUGUGAAGCCACCAUUUUCUGACAAAUGUUUUAAAAAGUGUAAAUAUCUGAUAUCAGAAGAAAGAAGACAAGAAAUAAAUACGUUUUAUUGGAGUUUAAAUAGACAAUCUCAAAUAUUGAUUUUGGUAGGUUCGACACAAAAAUCUACCUAAACAGAGAACUAUCACAGCGGAAAUUUACUUAUAAGCAUUUUAUUAAAUUUACUGCCGAAGAAGACUCCGAAGACAUUGAAGUAUGCAAGCAUUUUUAUCUUACUACGCUAGGGUAUCAUCCAAAAAAUGAUUACUCCGUUUUAAAACCUAUCGGUGACCCAAAAACGGCGAUUGUUGACAAAAGAAGUAAACAUUCAAAAAAUGAGAAAAAAAAAUUCAAACAAAAUCGAAAUGGAGUUGUUUACUGGAUAGUACAUUUUUCCUCCGCUAGGCUGCGCUUUGUAUUUCUGACUCAUAACCACUGACAUGAACGUAGUAUAUUUCAUGUCAGUGCCCAUAACCAAUGAUUUUGGAGUAAUUACAAAGUUUUAUUUUUUGGUUUCAUUUAAAAAUGUCUCGAUGUGUGAUAGUAGGGUGCAAUGAGAAUGGAAGACAUAAAUUUCCAAGCGAUCCGAAAUUAAAAAAGUUAUGGGAAAAAGCUACAAAAAUAAAAAAAAUCAAAGCUUCAAAGAAUUCCAGGUUAUGCUAUAAACAUUUUAAAGAAUCCGAUUAUCAAGAAAUUUGUGCUACGACAGGUAAAAUUAUCUUAUUUAAGAUGACCCUUUGACCGAAAAGAUAGAAAUCAUAUAUUUUUUAAUUAGUUUUCUAGUAAACAGGUUAUUAUUGCGUGUGUUUGUUGUCACUGAAAUAAUAAGUGAAAUUUAUUUCCAGGACUGCCACCACUUUGUAAACAUUUAAAAAAAGGUGUUGUUCCCUCCAUUUUCCCAUGGACACCUAAACCUUCAACAUCUGCUAUAGAACGACAAAAUCGAUACAUUAAAAGGUCAGCAAAGAAAGAAUUAUUUCCUCCACAGAACCCUAUAGAAACACUUACUGGUAAUUACUCCAUGGAAGAUAGAAAUGGAGUCUCUGAUAAAGAAGAAAAUCUGCCCGAUGUACAAAUGGAAAUUGAAAUUAAAACACAUGAGAUAGGAAACAUGGUUAGCGAUGAACCAGAAAGAUCAAUCAGGCUUGUGAAUUCAUUUACACAAACUCCACGUUUGAAUUUUCUUUUUUCAAACUAUCAGCUUAUGACAGAUGAUGAAACUAUACUAUACUAUACUGGACUGGAAAGCUAUGAGAAGUUUAAGACUGUUUUAUCAACUCUUUUGCCGAUGGCAUACAGUAUUUCUUAUCGUAGGAAUUAUGUUAUGAAUAUGUCUAUUGAAGAUCAGUUUUUACUUAUGUUAAUGAAACUCAGAAGAAACUUAGAUGAUUUUAUUCUAUCAAAACAUUUUGAUAUCAGUAAAUCAGAAGUAGGUAAUGUAUUUGUAACAUGGAUAAAUUUUGUACACCAAUUGUGGUCAAAACUAAAUAUAUGGCCAAGUAGAGAACUCGUUGAUUAUUUUAUGCCAUC
Messenger RNA from Spodoptera litura, 5928 nucleotides. Lineage: Eukaryota; Metazoa; Arthropoda; Insecta; Lepidoptera; Noctuidae. The record is from RefSeq and is a predicted model, not a curated record.